AUGAAAAAGCCGUUCGCAUCCAACCACGUUGUUCGGCAAGUUUGGAAUUCUUGUGUCCCGAUUAAUGAAUCAGUGGAUGGAAGGACUGAUCAUGUCCCAGGAAAUUUACAACCAGCUUUAGAUUUAGAGCAUAGGUUUCCAGUUGAUUUGCAUCGGGCAGUGGUUUAUCGUAAUGCACCAUGGAAGGCUGAGAUUGGACGAUGGCUUUCUGGCUGUGAUUCAGUUACUAAGGAAGUCAGUGUUGUUGAGACAAUUAGUGGCAGGAGCUGCAAAAAUGACUGUAGCGGUCAAGGAGUUUGCAACUAUGAACUCGGCCAGUGUUGGUGUUUUCAUGGAUUUAGUGUUGAAGCUGUGGGAUUGAAAAGGUCAGAUGGCUACUGGGAAGUUGAUUGGGAAGGAUGCUCUGAGAGACUGCACUUGGAAUGUAACUACCCUAAAUCACCAGAGCUACCAUAUGGGCGAUGGGUUGUCUCAAUUUGCCCUGCUCAUUGUGACCCAAUGAGAGCAAUGUGUUUUUGUGGAGAAGGUACAAAAUAUCCAAAUCGUCCUGCAGCAGAGGCUUGUGGGUUUCAACUGAGCUUACCUUCUGAACCUGGUGCUCCCAAACUGGCUAAUUGGACAAAACCUGACCUGGACAUAUACACGACAAACAAAAGCAAACUAGGAUGGUGUAAUGUGGACCCAGCUGAAGGGUAUGCCAACAAGGUGAAAUUCAAAGAGGAAUGUGACUGCAAAUAUGAUUGUUUGUCCGGGCGGUUCUGUGAAGUGCCUGUGCAAUGCUCUUGUAUUAACCAAUGCUCUGGACAUGGGCAUUGCCGUGGUGGUUUUUGUCAGUGUGCCAAUGGCUGGUAUGGAACAGACUGUAGUAUCCCAUCUGUUACAUCAUCUGUCAGAGAGUGGCCUCAGUGGCUUCGACCUGCUCAGCUUGAUGUUCCUGAUAAUGCACAUCUCACCCGGAAACUUGUUGAUCUCAAUGCGGUGGUCAAGAAGAAAAGGCCCCUUAUAUAUGUUUAUGAUUUGCCCCCUGAGUUCAACAGUUUACUUCUUGAGGGGCGGCAUUUUAAGUUCGAAUGUGUAAACAGGUUGUAUAACGAUAACAAUGCAACAAUUUGGACAGAACAGUUGUAUGGUGGCCAGAUGGCACUCUAUGAAAGUAUUUUAGCUAGCCCAUAUCGAACAUUAAAUGGUGAAGAAGCUGACUUUUUCUUUGUACCUGUUCUUGAUUCAUGCAUCAUUACACGUGCGGAUGAUGCACCUCACUUGAGUCUGGAGCAACAUUUGGGUUUGAGGAGCUCUCUUACUCUUCAAUUUUAUAGGAAGGCAUAUGAUCAUAUUGUUGAGCAUUAUCCUCACUGGAACCGCUCAUCAGGAAAAGACCAUAUUUGGUUUUUUUCAUGGGAUGAAGGUGCUUGCUAUGCCCCUAAGGAGAUAUGGAAUAGCAUGAUGUUGGUUCAUUGGGGUAAUACGAAUUCAAAGCAUAACCAUUCCACAACAGCCUAUUGGGCUGACAACUGGGAUAAGAUUUCUUCUGAUAGAAAAGGCAAGCAUCCUUGCUUUGAUCCUGAUAAAGAUCUUGUGCUUCCUGCAUGGAAGCGACCUGAUGUCAAUGCCCUGAGCACCAAACUGUGGGCUAGGCCUCUUGAGAAGCGGAAGACAUUAUUCUACUUCAAUGGAAAUCUUGGACCAGCAUACCCGAAUGGACGACCAGAAGCUUCGUAUAGCAUGGGUAUCAGACAGAAACUCGCAGAAGAGUUUGGAUCAACCCCUAACAAGGAUGGUAAUCUUGGGAAACAACAUGCUGAAAAUGUAAUUGUGUCCCCAAUGCGCUCUGAAAGCUAUCAUGAGGAUUUAGCCAGUUCUGUUUUCUGUGGAGUAAUGCCUGGAGAUGGUUGGAGUGGUCGUAUGGAAGAUAGCAUUUUGCAAGGGUGCAUUCCGGUGGUCAUUCAGGAUGGGAUAUACCUGCCGUAUGAAAAUGUUCUCAACUAUGAAAGCUUUGCUGUCAGAAUUCGUGAAGUUGAGAUUCCAAAUUUGAUAAAGAUUCUUCAGGGAUUCAACGAGACAGAAAUAGAAUUCAAGUUGACAAAUGUCCAGAAAAUCUGGCAGAGAUUCUUGUAUCGUGAUUCUAUGUUGCUUGAAGCUGAGAGACAAAAAACUGCAUCUGGCUAUGUGGAGGAUUGGGCUGUUGAAUUCUCACGAUUGACAGAAGAUGAUGUCUUUGCUACAUUUGUACAGGUUCUACACUAUAAGUUGCACAAUGACCCUUGGAGGCGGCAACUUGGUCCUCAGAAGAAAGAUUUUGGCGUACCACGAGAAUGUUUACUGAGAACCUCCUGA
Messenger RNA from Dovyalis caffra, 2334 nucleotides. The record is from the annotation of a GenBank genome assembly. NCBI's taxonomy places the organism in Eukaryota, Viridiplantae, Streptophyta, Magnoliopsida, Malpighiales, Salicaceae.